AUGUAUCAUGACGACGACCACGACAACGACAUCGACAACGACGACCACGACCGCAUCGCGGAUGCAAACCUUCCCGUGGGUGCCUGCGCCGUGCUCGCUUGGUGGUUCAUCGGAACAACGUAUUGCUGGGGUGUCCUCCAGAGUGCGCUUGUCGACCAGGGCCUGGCUUCAGCCUCAACCCUGGCUUUUUGUCGCCUCGUCGACUGCAUCAGUCUGAUGGGGCUGGGGGAGAUCUUGAGUGGCUUCUCCACGCACAACGUUGCAGGGCUCUUUAUUUGCACCGGACUAAUUAUGGGUAUCGGAGUCAGCAUAUGCUUCAUUACCGCAUCCACCACAACCGCCCAGUACUUUAGCAAGAAGCGCGGAAUAGCCAAUGGCUUUCUCAGCGCUGUCGGCGGCCUGGGCGGUGCCCUCACUGCCAUUGCCAUGGAUAAGCUAGAGGACAAACUCGGCCCAGCUUGGACGUUCCGCGUCCUCGGAUUGAUGACUUUCGGCACUGGCUUGCCCGCGGCGUGGUUCGUCAUGGAAAGUGCCCCCAUUAACCCCAAAAGGUUCAUUGAAUGCCCUCACUUCUACAAUAUUGGGCUGUCCAAGGGCACGGGCGCCGGCCUGGUGGCUGGUUUCAAUUUUGCCAGCGCAGUGCGCCGAAUUGGGUGCGGCUUUCUGAGUGAUGCAGUCGGCCCACUGAAUACGCUCUUCGUAUCCUUCGCUAUGUUUGCUUUAUGGCCGGUGUCUCAGACCCUGGCCCCACUGGUGGCUUUCGUCAUAAUCAACGGAGGAUUCUUUGCGACGAUGCCGACCGUUGUAGGCAACGUAUUUGGAUCGGCCAGGGUGUCGGUUGCAAUGACCAUGAUAGUCAGUAGCUGGGGCGGGGGAUACCUGCUGGGAGCGCCAAUUGCAGGUUUCAUGCUCAAGGCCUACGGUGGAGAAGAGGGCGGGUUCAAAGCUUAUCGCCCGGCCGUCUUCUUCGCUGGCUCUAUGUCAUUGGCCGCGGCCUGCUUAUGUUCGUUUAAGCAUUAACCGGAACGCCAGCGGCAGGCUCUAGAGUAUAUGGCAAGGGUUCACGGCAAGCAACGCAGGCUGAGUCAAGGUCCGCGGAGGGCAACGGUUGCGAAUCCUUUGAUUGUGGCUAAAUGCGAAUCCGAAGGGGGUCAAAAACCAACCUCGGCAUUCCGGGAUAGGUGCUUGGUGCCGCAAUUUGAAAUCGACCGUGCAUGGACAUGGACAGGUGUAAAGUAAUCCUCG
Molecule: messenger RNA, 1245 nt
Organism: Aplosporella prunicola CBS 121167
Lineage: Eukaryota; Fungi; Ascomycota; Dothideomycetes; Botryosphaeriales; Aplosporellaceae
Exons: 8
Coding region: 1-1020 (339 amino acids)
Biological process (GO): transmembrane transport
Cellular component (GO): fungal-type vacuole membrane
Molecular function (GO): transmembrane transporter activity
Source: RefSeq, a predicted model, not a curated record